Molecule: messenger RNA, 537 nt
Organism: Anisakis simplex (herring worm)
Lineage: Eukaryota; Metazoa; Nematoda; Chromadorea; Rhabditida; Anisakidae
Source: the annotation of a GenBank genome assembly
GGUAAUCACUUGAACGCCGAGUUGCAUCUGUCGAAGAAGGGUUUCAUUCCAGGUGAACGUAUUCCAGUAGGAAUCCUUAUCGAGAAUCAAUCUGGUAAGUCGGUGAAGCAUGCUCACUUGUCCAUUGUGCAGUUGGCCUCAUGCUUCGCCACAUAUCCAAGUCCAGCCACAAGAGAUUGUGCCUUCGAAACGUCAGGUGUUGGUCUACCGAUUCCGAAAAUUCCCAGUGGUAACACCUACAAAUAUGCGCCUGAAUUCUAUGUUCCUGCCCUAGUGCCAGACUUUGAGAUACUGGGUCGACUGAAAGUGGAUCAUUUUCUUAAGUUGGAAAUUGGUUUCAAUCGCCACCAGAAGAGCAAACACGCCAUUUGUCUGAUAAAGAUUCCAAUUCUCAUAGGUACAUCGACCGCGCCAGAACGCCCUCCUCCACCAUCAGACAAUGAUGCCUGGUGGACAAAAGUCGCUUCAGAUUCAGCAGCAGGAAAAUCCACCGAAGGUGGGGCUGAAGAAGCAAGCACUUAUCUCCAAAUAUUCUAG